This is a messenger RNA of Cataglyphis hispanica, 2706 nucleotides long. RefSeq names its product LIM domain only protein 3-like. Gene Ontology annotation, biological process: positive regulation of transcription by RNA polymerase II. The record is from RefSeq and is a predicted model, not a curated record. Bases 466 to 1137 code for a protein of 223 amino acids. Gene Ontology annotation, cellular component: nucleus. Gene Ontology annotation, molecular function: DNA-binding transcription factor binding; transcription coactivator activity. Lineage: Eukaryota; Metazoa; Arthropoda; Insecta; Hymenoptera; Formicidae. The transcript is spliced from 6 exons.
UCGAGUUGCACGUGCAUUCGCGGAGCUGCGAGAGCCCGGUGCGCGCGCGAAAGCGGGCGCUUGCGAGAGAGCGUACGAGAGAGAGAGGGGGAGAGGAAGCUCGAAGUAACGCGAAGAUAUUUUCUCGUCGGAGAACGCGUUUCUCCGAGAUCAUUGUUACCUUUUCGCGCGAAUCACUUCAAUAGCUUUUUUCUCUAACAUAUACCCUUCAACUCUCUAUAUCAUUCCCCCCUACUUGUUCUCACCCUUUUUCUCCGACAUUUAUCUCUCUCUUUCUCAUUCUCCAUUCCCCUCCGACUUCAAUUUUUAUAUAAACGAUCGCUUGAGUUGUUGUCGUUAUAUUAUAUUAUUGUGACGUGAAAAAUUUAGUCGUGCUUCGGAAAAUCUACUGAGAUAGAGUCAUCAUUGAGAAUCAAGAGCUACCAACAAAGACAUUUCAACGUGAAUCACAGACAAGGCGAUAAAAUGACUAUGGAUGGGAGCAAGAGCGAGUCGGGCAAGAACGGGGCUACUCAACAAGAAUGCGCGGGCUGUGGAAAGGCGAUUACAGAAAGGUACCUUCUGAAAGCGUUGGACAUGUAUUGGCACGAAGACUGCUUGAAAUGCGGAUGUUGCGACUGCAGACUUGGCGAAGUCGGCUCGACGCUUUAUACCAAAGCCAAUCUCAUCCUUUGCAAAAGAGAUUAUCUACGGCUUUUCGGAAAUACCGGUCACUGCGCAGCAUGCAGCAAAGUUAUCCCAGCAUUCGAGAUGGUGAUGCGGGCGAGAACUAACGUUUAUCACUUGGAGUGCUUUGCUUGUCAACAAUGCAAUCAUAGAUUUUGCGUGGGCGACAGAUUUUAUCUCUGUGAUAACAAGAUUCUCUGCGAAUACGAUUAUGAAGAGAGGCUGGUUUUCGCCAAUAUGGCUCUGCAUCCUCCACCUACCGCGACUUUGGCGCACAUCAAGAGACAAGUGACUCAUCUUCAGCCACCUCAGAACGUAGCCGCGGGUGGCCCUCAACGACAGGCGAACGGGGAGGCGGCCCAUAACCACAACGGAUAUCCAGCGCCAGCCAGCUCGAGCGCCCAUAACGUCCUGAACCCCAUGAAUAAUUUAAACGGUAUCAAUGCGCAAGCAUCGUACGAUGCCAAAUGACAAACGAAGUAAGCACCGAUAUAUCGAUUGAGUCGCGCGAUGGGGGAAGGGACGACUCGUGGAAUCUCGUGUCGUUCUCAUUGUCUUCGUGGUUUACCAUGUCGAUCGUUCAAACCCGUAAUUUUAGCAUGUGACUCGCGGCAAAUUGCGCGUAUAAUCGAAUAUCCCUUAACUAUCGAAAGAUCGUUAAAUUAUCGAUAUCAUGCGAUGGUGGAAAAAGUGUUACCGCGCACGGAUAUACAUAUUAUAUAUUCGCAUUAUAUUAUAUAUUUCGAAUACGGUUCGCUUCUCGUCGCGAACUAGACGAAAUUCAAUUUUCGUGUAAAUAAAGAAAAAAGAUAUGACAAAAAUGAAUAACACAGGAUAUAUCGCGACGUUUUGUUAAAAGAGGAACAAGUAUAUAAAAUUUUCUAAAAAACUGCAAAAAAAUUGCGGAGCAACUGUAUCUCCUACGUCAUCUCGUAUAUCAUUUGACAAACGUAUUUUCCGGACGAAUUAUUAUUCCGUCUUUGAAUAUAGAUUUUCCAAUACAAGAUAGAUCGUGAGGGAAGAAUAUAUAAAUCCGAAAUAUGUCUUUCGUUCUCUCACUUAAUUAGAUUCAUAUAUCUGAGACGUCGAAUAGACUCGUCUUCCCCACGCUCGACUGGUUAGACGAUAAAUAAGUAGAUAGAUAAAUAGAUGAGUAGAUAGUAGAUAGGUAACAAACAUCUAUCGGCCAAUUAUGGCAAAUUAUUGGUGCUCUUUAGAUUAUAAUUGAUCGAGUGUUUGAGCGAUCCAGUUUAAACAAAUAAAAAAACCGCUGAAACAAAUUGCUAAGAAAAAAUUUUAAAAAUAUAUAUAUAUAAGGCCUGCAUGAAAAUCUAUGGACUAGAAAAAUAUAUCGCGACUUCUUCCGGAUUUACUCGCUUUCACAAAAUCCUUAUAUUGACAUCUAUCCACUUCCGGCCAGUCCAAGAUAUCUUUAACAACAGCCGUGUCAUACGAGAAACCCGAAACUUCGGGGUAGUAAUAAAGUUUAGUGUCUAACGUUUAAUGCUCGCCUCGCCUAGGGCGGCAUCUCGGUGAGAUGGUACGCAGGAUGACCCUUGGUGGGUCCUGCCGAACGAAGGCGAGCAUCGGGAAUCAGCAGAUCGAAUCGGCGGCUUUCGAGAGAGAGAAGCAGUGCAAGCAGCAACUGCUCGCCACCCCAUGGGACUCAUACGUUAAGGGUGACUUAAGCAUUGUUUCAACUUCGAAUCUCCCGGCAGAGGCCCAGAUUGAUGUCGCGAACUUUUCCGUUGCCUUAUUUGCGAGUCAGAUAACGAGGCUGAGUUAUGCCAAAAGUUCUGUCUCGCGCUCUCCUUCUCUCUCUCUCCGACCCGGGCCAUGCUGAUCGUAUCGGAUCACGAGGAAUACCCGUAGUCGGGAAGAAUGUUUUAUUUCCUCCCUUAGCUCUUCGGGGAUUCGUCGUCGAUGCCAAAAGUACCUAUGUCGAGCGGUAAUAGGCUAGCAGCUGCGUCGGAAAACUGCUGAAGACUAUUCUUCAGAGGCGCGACCUUCACGAUUUCUCUCCGGCCGCAAUAUAACGAG